This is a messenger RNA of Nerophis ophidion (straightnose pipefish), 8244 nucleotides long. RefSeq names its product complement C5a receptor 1 (gene c5ar1). Gene Ontology annotation, cellular component: plasma membrane. Gene Ontology annotation, biological process: inflammatory response; phospholipase C-activating G protein-coupled receptor signaling pathway; positive regulation of cytosolic calcium ion concentration. Gene Ontology annotation, molecular function: G protein-coupled receptor activity; complement receptor activity. The coding region runs from base 125 to 1171 and encodes 348 amino acids. The transcript has 2 exons. NCBI's taxonomy places the organism in Eukaryota, Metazoa, Chordata, Actinopteri, Syngnathiformes, Syngnathidae. The record is from RefSeq and is a predicted model, not a curated record.
GUGUGUGCGCGCGCAUGCGUGUCUUUAGGGUAUAAAGCAUUGCAUCAGGAAAACCUCACAUACUGUAACUUCCUUUCCGCUAAGAGAGUGUGCAACAUCACUGGCGGCGCUGGCCUUCCCAAUCAUGGAUUACUUCUCCUAUUCGGAUGAUUUCCUUCGGGAUUUCAACUUCAGCAACACUUUGGACUACAAUUUCACGUUUCCCGACUUACCCGACUCAAUGAUACCCGAGAUUCAACCCAUCCAGAUCGUGGCCCUGACCUGCUACGCCAUCGUGGUUCUGUUGGGGGUUCCUGGAAACGCCAUCGUGGUGUGGGUGACCGGCUUCAACAUGCCCCCCUCAGUGACGUCCAUCUGGUUCCUCAACCUGGCGCUGGCUGACCUCCUGUGCUGCCUCUCGCUGCCUCUGCUCAUGGUGCCUCUGGUCCACGACGACCACUGGCACUUUGGCGCCCUGGCCUGCACGCUGGUCAAGGGCUUGUUCUACCUGGUGAUGUAUUGCAGCGUCCUGCAGCUGGUCUUCAUCAGUCUGGAUCGGUGCUUGCUGGUGGUCCGGCCCGUCUGGUGCCACAACCACAGGCGCCCCAGGUACGCCGUGAUCGGCUGCGUGGUGGUGUGGUGCCUGGCCCUCAUCGGGAGCAUCCCGCAGUUCGUCCACGCCCAGGAGGUGAAGCUGGGCGAGUACAAGCGAGAAUGCCUGUCGGUGUACAGCAUCUGGAGCGCCUGGACCUUCACCAUAUUCCGCUGCCUGUUUGGAUUCGUCCUGCCGCUCCUGGCCAUUGUCAUCUGCCACUGGGUGGUCUAUAAGAAAGCGGACAAUAAAAAGGCGCAUGGCAGUCCUCGCUCCAAGCGGACGCUGAGGAUCAUCGUCGCCGUGGUGCUCACCUUCUUCCUGUGCUGGCUCCCGCUGCACGUGGUAGACUUCUUCCACCUGGUAACCCACCGCAGCCCCUCGGUCUACCUGGCCCACGUUCUGACGCUGGGCCUGGCGUACUUCAACAGCUGCCUCAACCCGCUGCUUUACGUGUGUCUGGGCCGAAGCUUCAAAGACAGCAUGAACCGCUCACUGUGCAACAUCCUGCACUUGCUGGGCGAGGACCCCGGAUCCAGGAGCACCACGUCUACUCAUGAAACCAAGACCACCAGCUCCAAGGAGUCGACCAAUGUGUGAUGGCGAACAGACACUAACACACGGAUUAGUACACAGUUUUUUCCAUCCAUCCAUCCAUCCAUUUCUACCCCGUAUUCCCUUUGGGGUUGCGGGAGGCGCUGGUGCCUAUCUCAGCUACAAUGGGGCGUAUGGCGGGGUACACCCUGGACAAGUCGCCACCUCAUCGCAGGGCCAACACAGACAACAUUCACAUUCACACAAAAGGGCCAAUUUUUCCCCUUCCUUUUAAUAGACACACUGGGCCUUAUUCUACUCAAAUAUGUUGCUAACAAACUCUUAAUCCUUGUCUUAUUCAACUAUUUCCACCUGCUUUGUGAAGAACUACCUGUUCGAUUGCAACAGUGUCGCUAACGUUUACUUCAUUUCCUGUUGAUGUCCAGGCCCUGUAAAGCUCAAAAACCACAAGGGAAAUUGCAGACUCUUACCGCAACCUUUUUUUUAAUAGGUUGUUAUGACCAGAAAAUUAUUGAAUGACAAAACACAGUUUGAGAUGGGGAUAUUUUUUUGCUAUGUUAUCUGUCCCGUCUUAAAGAAUCCUGUUUUUUUCAAUAUUAUAUAGGCUGCAAUUGUUGCUAUUUUAUUUUCUCAAUUUUGUAUUGUGUUGUUAUGAUGGCUUUUACCAUUUUUCUUUUGCGGUCGGUCCCCUCUUAAAGAAUCCUGUUUUGCUCAAUAUUAUAUAGGAUGCAAUUGUUGCUAUUUGAUAUUCUCAAUUUGUUUUAUUUUUGUUGCGCUAUGAUGGCUUUUACCAUUUUUUGGCAGUAUGUGCCCUCUUAAAGAAUCCUGUUUUUUCCAAUAUUAAAUAGGAGGCUAUUGUUGCUAUUUUCUCAAUUUUGUAUUGUUUUGUUAUGAUGGCUUUUACUAUUUUUUUUGCGGUCUUUGCCCUCUUCAAGAAUCCUGUUCUUUUCAAUAUUAUAUAGGAUGCAAUUGUUGCUAUUUUAUUUUCUCAACUUUAUAUUGUUGUUGUAUUGUUAUGAUGGCCUUUAUCAUGUUUUUGCGGUCGUUUCCCUCUUAAAGAAUCCUGUUUUUUUCAAUUUCAUAUAGGCUGCAAUUGUCGCUAUUUUAAUGUAUUUUCUAUUUUUUUUAUUGUUGUGUUGUUAUGAUGGCUUUUACAAUUUUUUUUGUGGUCCGUCCCCUCUUAAAGAAUCAUGUUUUGUUCAAUAUUGUAUAGGAUACAAAUGUUACUAUUUUAUAUUCUCAAUUUUUUAUUGUUGUUGCAUUGUGAUGAUGGCUUUUACCAUUUUUUGGGCGGUCUGUCCCCUCUUAAAGAAUCCUGUUUUUUUUCCAUAUUAUAUAGGAGGCAACUGUUGCUAUUUUAUUUUCUAAAUUUUGUAUUGUGUUAUGAUGGCUUUUACCAUUAUUUUUUGUGGUCUGUCCCCUCUUAAAGAAUCCUGUUUUGUUCAAUAUUAUAUAGGAUGCAAUUGUUGCUAUUUUUUUGUCAAUUUUGUAUUGUGUUGUUAUGAUGGCUUUUACCAUUUUUCUUUUGCUUCCCGUCCCCUCUUAAAGAAUCCUGUUUUGUUCAAUAUUAUAUAGGAUGCAAUUGUUGCUAUUUUAUUUUCUCAAUUUUGUAUUGUCGUGUUAUGACUUUUACUGUUUCUUUUGCGGUCUGUGCCCUCUUAAAGAAUCCUGUUUUUUUUUUCUCAAUAUUAUAUAGGUUUCAAUUGUCGCUUUUUUAUUUUCUCGAUUUUUUAUUGUUGUUUUGUUGUUAUGAUGGCUUUUACCAUUUUUUGGGCGGUCUGUCCCUUCUUAAAGAAUCCUGUUUUCAAUAUUAUAUAGGAUGCAAUUGUUGCUAUUUUAUUUUAUUUUCUCAAUUUUGUAUUGUUGUUGUGUUGUUAGGAUGGCUUUUACCAUUUUUUUUGUGGUCUGUGCCUUCUUAAAGAAUCCAGUUUUUUUCAAUAUUAUAUAGGAUGCAAUUGUUGCUAUUUUAUUUUCUCAAUUUUAUAUUGUUGUUGUAUUGUAAUGAUGGCUUUUACCAUUUUUUUGGCGGUCUGUCCCCUCUUAAAGAUUCCUGUUUUCAAUAUUGUAUAGGAUGCAAUUGUCGCCCUUUUGUUUUACUUUCUCAAUUUUGUAUUGUUGUGUUAUGAUGGCUUUUACCAUUUUUUUGGCGGUCCGCCCCCUCUUAAAGAAUCCGGUUGUUUUCAAUAUUAGAAAGGAUGCAAUUGUUGCUAUUUUAUUUUAUUUUCUCAAUUUUGUAUUGUUGUUGUGUUGUUAGGAUGGCCUUUUACACAUUUUUUUGCGGUCUGUGCCCUCUUAAAGCAACCUGUUUUGUUCAAUAUUAUAUAGAAUGCAAUUGUUGCUAUUUUAUUUUGUCAAUUUUGUAUUGUUGUGUUAUGAUGGCUUUUACCCUUUUUCUUUUGCGGUCUGUGCCCUCUUAAAGAAUCCUGUUUUGUUCAAUAUUAUAUAGGAUGCAAUUGUUGCUAUUUUAUUUUCCCAAUUUUGUAUUGUCGUUGUGUUAUGACUUUUACAAUUUUUUUUUUUAAGUCUGUGCCCUCUUCAAGAAUCCAGUUUUUUUUCAACAUUAUAUAGGUUGCAAUUGUCGCUUUUUUAUUUUAUUUUCUCAAUUUUGUAUUGUUGUGUUGUUAGGAUGGCUUUUACAAUUUUUUUGUGGUAUGUGCCCUCUUAAAGAAUCCUGUUUUUUUCAAUAUUAUAUAGGAUGCAAUUGUUGCUAUUUUAUUUUCUCAAUUUUAUAUAGUUGUAUUAUGAUGGCUUUUACCAUUUUUUGGCAGUCUGUCCCCUUUUAAAGAAUCCUGUUGUUUUCAAUAUUAUAUAGGAUGCAAUUGUCGCCAUUUUAUUUUAUUUUCUCAAUUUUGUAUUGUUGUGUUAUGAUGGCGUUUACCUUUUUUUUUUUUGUGGUCUGUCCCCUCUUAAUGUAUCCUGUUUUCAAUAUUAUAUAGGAUGCAAUUGUUGCUAUUUUAUUUUAUGUUCUCAAUGUGUAUUGUGUUGUUAUGAUGGCUUUUACCAUUUUCUUUGGCGGUCUUCCCCCUCUUAAAGAAUCCGGUUGUUUUCAAUAUUAGAAAGAAUGCAAUUGUUGCUAUUUUAUUUUAUUUUCUCAAUUUUGUAUUGUUGUGUUAGGAUGGCUUUUACAAUUUUUUUUUGCAGUCUGUGCCCUCUUAAAGAAUCCUGUUUUGUUCAAUAUUAUAUAGAAUGCAAUUGUUGCUAUUUUAUUUUGUCAAUUUUGUAUUGUGUUGUGGUUAUGAUGGCUUUUACCCUUUUUCUUUUGCGGUCUGUGCCCUCUUAAAGAAUCCUGUGUUGUUCAAUAUUAUAUAGGAUGCAAUUGUUGCUAUUUUAUUUUUCCAAUUUUGUAUUGUCGUAUGAUGACUUUUACAAUUUUUUUAAAAGUCUGUACCCUCUUAGAGAAUCCUGUUUUUUUUAAAUAUUACAUAGGUUGCAAUUGUCGCUUUUUUAUUUUAUUUUCUCAAUUUUGUAUUGUUGUUGUGUUGUUAGGAUGGCUUUUACCAUUUUUUUGUGGUAUGUGCCCUCUUAAAGAAUCCUGUUUUUUUCAAUAUUAUAUAGGAUGCAAUUGUUGCUAUUUUAUUUUUCUCAAUUUUAUAUAGUUGUAUUGUUAUGAUGGCUUUUACCAUUUUUUGGCAGUCUGUCCCCUUUUAAAGAAUCCUGUUGUUUUCAAUAUUAUAUAGGAUGCAAUUGUCGCCAUUUUAUUCUAUUUUCUCAAUUUUGUAUUGUUGUGUUGGUAGGAUGGCUUUUACAAUUUUUUUUGCAGUCUGUGCCCUCUUAAAGAAUCCUGUUUUUUUUCAAUUUUAUAUAGGUUGUAAUUGUCGCUAUUUUAUUUUCAACAUUUUGUAUUGUUGUGUUGUUAUGAUGGCUUUUACUACUUUUUUUGCGGCCUGUCCCCUCUUAAAGAAUCCUGUUUUGUUCAAUAUUAUAUAGGAUGCAAUUGUUGCUAUUUUAUUUUCUCAAUUUUUUUAUUGUUGUUGUGUUGUUAUGAUGGCGUUUAACAUUUUAGGCGGUCUGUCCAGACUUAAAGAAUCCUGUUGUUUUCAUCAUAUAGGAUGCAAAUUGUCGCCAUUUCAUUUUAUUUUCCCACAUUUUUUAUUGUUGUGUUAUGAUGGCUUUUACCAUUUUUUUUUGCUGUCUCUCCCCUCUUGAAGAAUGAUGUCGCUGUCAAGGUUACAUAGGAUGCCAUUGCUGCGGUCUCCUGUUGUUUUUUUAGCUUGUUACUCUUCUAUAUCCCGUCUUAACAAAUGAUGCUGUCGCUGUAACAUUAUUGCAUCAGUUGAUGUUAUUGCUUGUUAUCAUAGUCUUUUUUUUUAGCAAUGUUCUGAUAUAUCCCCUUAUAAAGAAUCAGGUUUUUUUUCAAUGCCCUAUAUUUGCCUUGUUCUUUAUUUUCUCUGUAUUUCAAUGUUGUUGCCUUGUUUUCACCAUUUCUUUGUACCUGCCCUCUCUCAAAGAAUGAUGUAAUGUUGCAUAAAAUGCCAUUGCUGUUGUCUUUUUUGUUGUUCUUUUGGUCUGUUCUCCAUUUCCCCUUUCUGUCCCUUCCUAAGGACAUAUGUUACAGUCAUUGUCGUAUAGGAUCCUGUAACUGCUUUAGCUGUUUUUGUUCCUAUGUUCUAAUCCAUCCCUUCUUUAAAAAAUAUAUUGUAAAUAUUUAAAGGUUUAACUUCUUCAGGCCCAAGCUGUUAGUUUACAUGCUUUUUAUUUCUCUUUGCUAUUUGGGCUUAUUGGACCCUAAUUAGAAUAACAACUAAAAAUCAUCUUUUGAUAUGAUGUACUUAGUCCAUAAGUACACAAACGUGUACUUCAUGUGUAGUGACACGCUAAUUUUAAUUUUUACCUAUUUUCCCCCAAAUCCCAUUGUAUGUUAUAAUCUUCUGACACCACCAGAUAGCAGUAUAAGGGAUGCUACCUCAGUAGAAGCAUUUGGGUCUCACAUUAAAACUCAUCUGUAUACUCUAGCCUUUAAAUAGACCUCCUUUUUAGACCAGUUGAUCUGCCGCUUCUUUUCUUUCUCCUAUGUCCCCCCCUCCCUUGUGGAGGGGGUCCGGUCCGAUGACCAUGGAUGAAGUACUGGCUGUCCAGAGUCGAGACCCAGGAUGGACCGCUCGCCUGUAUCGAUUGGGGACAUCUCUACACUGCUGAUCCGCCUCCGCUUGAGAUGGUCUCCUGUGGAUAGGACUCUCGCUGCUGUCUUGGAUCCGCUUUGGACUGAACUCUCGCGGCUGUGUUGGAGCCACUAUGGAUUGAACUUUCGCAGCAUCAUGUUAGACCCGCUCGACAUCCAUUGCUUUCGGUCCCCUAGAGGGGGGGGGGGGGGUUGCCCACAUCUGAGGUCCUCUCCAAGGUUUCUCAAAGUCAGCAUUGUCACUGGCGUCCCACUGGAUGUGAAUUCUCCCUGCCCACUGGGUGUGAGUUUUCCUUGCCCUUUUGUGGGUUCUUCCGAGGAUGUUAUAGUCGUAAUGAUUUGUGCAGUCCUUUGAGACGUUUGUGAUUUGGGGCUAUAUAAAUAAACAUUGAUUGAUUGAUUGAAGGGUCCAAAUGUCGGCAUAAGACCCCAAUUCAGUAGUGUACACACUUUUGUAAAUAAGAGCUAAAGGGUGCUGUCCACGCAUGUGGCCACUAAGGUCUUUAGAGGUUAAAUGUAAACGAUGGGAUUUUUGCAAAAUUUGGUUGCUUUUUCCUUAAAUUUCUUAUCUCUUAGUUUGUGUUGUUUAAUUUAGUUCAGUCUUCUUAUUUGUUUCUUCCUGUCUCUCUUAAGAAGUGAUGUAAAUGACAACGUUACACAGAAUAUCAUUACUGCUGUGGCUAUUUAUUUUCCUAUUGUUUAUUCUUGCCCUUUUCACUGUUUCCCUUUCUGUCCCCUCUUAAUGAUUUAUGUUAAUAUCAUACUGUAGGAUGCCAUUGAUGCUGUCAUUGCUUUGUCUGGUUUCUUUGCCGUAUUCUCAUCUGUUCCCUCUUAAAAGGUAUUGUUUUGACUGUUUCAAUGUUAAAAUGGGAAGGAUGGCAUAGUUUUUCUUUUCUCCCCAUUUUUGUUCAGUUUUCUCAUGUCUUUCUGUCAGUUCCCUUUUAAGAAAUGAUAUCACUGCUGCUGUCAGUGUUUCAUUUUGGUAUACUUUUGCGCACUUCUCUCUUUUUAAUUUCGGUCCCCUCUUAAGGACGUAUGUUACACUCAUUGUUUCCUAGGUUGCUGUUGACGCUAUAACUUUCUUUUGCUAUCUUUUAUUUUGCCUGUUUUCGCUCUGUCCCUAUUUUUUCUGGAGUCCCCUCUUAUUAAACGAUGUCACUGUCAACCUUACAUAAAGUGCCAUUGUGACUGUCUUCUGUUGGAGUUUUUUUGGAGUUCUUUGUAUGACCCCUCUUAAAACCUCUUAAGGCCAUAGUGGCCACAUGCGUGGACAGCAGCUUUUAGCUCUUAUUUACAAAGUUGUGUACACUACUGAAUUGGGGUCUUAUGCUGACAUAUGGACACUUAUACUGCUAUCUGGUGGUGUCAGAAGAGUAUAACAUACAAUGGAAUUUGCGAAAAAAAAGUGUAAAAAUAAAAAUUUGCAUGUCACUACAUAUGAAGUACACGUUUGUUACUUAUGGACAAAGUACAUCACAUAAAAAGAUAAUUUUUAGUGUUAUUCUAAUUAGGGUCCAAUAAGCCCAAAUAGCUAAGAGAAAUAAAAAAGCAUGUAAACAAACAGCUUGGGCCUUAAGAGGUUAAAAAAAGAUAUAUUUAUUUUGCUGCUAUCUUCUGUUGUUGUUGGACAUGAUUCACCAAAUAAUGAAUUGUAAAACUAUGUUGACAUACCAAGAGCAAAGUUGUUUUUAUUAAAAACUACAUUCAUCCCAAACAAGGCCACAUCAUGGAUAACCCAAGUAGUUACAUACAGUAUGUACAAGCGUGUUAUUUUGUGAGUCCCUGUCUCCUUAUUUGCGGUCACGCUCUUUGACUCCGCAGCCGUAAAAUGACCUCCAUAAUGAUGACUGACUGGCUCCGACGACAGCUGACAACAAUUUAAGCCAGUCAUUAUAGACGUAGAGCGGCUGCAGCGACGUGUUCUCACGAGAAUUUAGUUAGAAAGCUGACACAAAGUGAAGCUCUGUAGUACCUUCGAUUAUUUUCCUGUAACAUGAGU